UGAGUCAGUAGCGUAGUUCAGAGAAUGUUGUUAGGUCUAUAUUUUUGAAAUGCGUUAAGAAUACAUUUGCUAUUAAAUAUCCCAAACGAGCUUCAGAGGACUGUGUAGAGACUGUGCUGCUGGAUGGUUGGCUGAGCGGUGGAGGAACAUUUAAAUCCAAGUAUCUCCUUUGACCUUUACCCUCACAUCUUAGGUUGUCUCUGAUCUGGUGGGAUGUCAGAGGGCGGCGUGGGUGCCUGCCCCCAGGUGUUUGUGGUGGACAGUCAGGCCAGCUACAUUAAAAUGCCCCCUGAAAGGAAACCAAGGUGGGGGAGUCAGCUCCAAAAGUUUCUUCUCUUGCUGGUGGGACUGGCCAUGUUGGGAAUAAUCGUCGAGGGAUUUUUAAUCUACAAACUUUACCAAAGGACAGAGGAAUUUUCCCUUUUUAACCUUGGCCUUAAGAACCAGUCAAACCCCAAGCCAGAAAGUCUGGUGGGACAACUGAGAGAUGAGAAGAUUAGCGGAGAUGAGAGGAGACCCUUUGCUCACCUGCUGGGCUCCAAUAGUCCUGGAGGGGAGAACGAUGUAGUGCAAUGGGCAAAAGAGGGUGAGGCAGUCACCCAAGACAUGAAGUAUGAAAAAGGCCGGCUGACAGUAGAAAAGGAGGGUUACUACUAUAUCUACUCCAAAGUGAUUAUGAAUGCAGUAGAAGAGUGUUCACUUAGCCAGCACAAAGUCAUGAAGGAGACCAAAGCCUAUGAUAAGCCUAUAGAACUUAUGCAAUCAAAAAGUAUUCAUUGCUCAACCUCAAAACCUCAUUCGAAGCUUCCAGAAACUUCAGAAGAUUUGUGGAACAGUUACCUGGCUGGGAUUUUCCCGCUGCAAGUUGGAGAUGAAAUUUAUGUGACACUGAGGAAUAUAACGAAGAUUCAUGGAGGGUCUACUCUUAACUUUAUGGGGGCCUUUAUGGUAUCUCCCUAGAGACAUGUGUGUGCCAGUUUAUCUUACUCUAUUUACUCAAUGUUAAUUUUACACCAUCUGUUUGGAUAAUUUCUAUGUAUAAUAUAUGCACAAAAUAGAUAAUAU
Pelmatolapia mariae (spotted tilapia) is the source of this 1065-nucleotide messenger RNA. RefSeq names its product tumor necrosis factor ligand superfamily member 14-like. Gene Ontology annotation, biological process: immune response. The record is from RefSeq and is a predicted model, not a curated record. Bases 214 to 960 code for a protein of 248 amino acids. Gene Ontology annotation, cellular component: membrane. NCBI's taxonomy places the organism in Eukaryota, Metazoa, Chordata, Actinopteri, Cichliformes, Cichlidae. The transcript has 6 exons. Gene Ontology annotation, molecular function: tumor necrosis factor receptor binding.